AUAAUAGGGACGCAUAUGCGUGCGUGCGGUGGCGUGGAUAACAAACAGCCGCGUAUAUAGCCAUUUUUUUAAUAACGUGCGCUCAGCUGUAGAAUUUUUAACUACAUUUUAGACCAUUUUGAUUCAUAUUGACGUUUGUUUUGUGAUUGCACAUGCCCACCCAUCUUAAGUCAUUUUCACCCGGAAGGCGAAUUCGCAAGAUUUUAUAAAGUGUGUUCAACACCAGUCUUUCUUUUGCAUCUCCAAGGGAACUCGGGGGAAGAGAGAAAGUGCUGGCGGUGGCUGGCUAGCAGGCGUAGAGCUAGCUACCAUCGCGGAGUGGGAAGUGCGUGCGUGAACACUCAUCCGGCCUCAUCAGAAGCCGGGAGCUGGAGUUUGGAACAACAGAAGUGUCGUUAUGGCGGUAAACUUGGACAAGGAAGCCUAUUACCGUCGAAUCAAGCGCUUAUACGGCAACUGGAAGAAGGGAGAGGAUGAAUUUGGAAAAGUCGAUGCCAUUGUCGUCUCUGUAGGAGUUGAUGAGGAAAUCGUCUAUGCCAAAUCCACUGCUCUACAGACAUGGCUCUUUGGGUACGAGUUAACAGACACCAUCAUGGUGUUCUGCGAGACAAAGAUUCUCUUCCUGGCCAGCAAGAAGAAACUGGAAUUCCUCAAGCAGGUUCAGAUCACCAAGGGGAACGAGAAUGCCAACGGCCUGCCUCCAAUCACGCUGCUGGUCAGAGAGAAGAACGAGAGCAACAAGGCCAACUUCGACAAGAUGAUGGAGGCCAUCCGCGGCAGCAAGGAGGGCAAGACGGUGGGCGUCUUCAGCAAGGACAAGUUCCCUGGGGACUACAUGAAGAGCUGGAACGACACCAUCACCGCCGAGGGGCUGGAGAAGGUUGACAUCAGUGCAGUGGUGGCCUACACCAUGGCUGUUAAAGAGGACGGAGAGCUGGCUCUGAUGAAGAAGGCUGCCACCAUCACCAGUGACGUCUUCUCCAAGUUCUUCAAGGAGCGCGUCAUGGAGAUCGUCGACGCCGACGAUAAAGUGCGUCACAGUAAGCUUGCGGAGUCCGUGGAGAAGGCUAUUGAGGAGAAGCGCUAUCUGAGUGGCGUGGACCCCUCUACGGUGGAGAUGUGCUACCCUCCCAUCAUCCAGAGCGGCGGGAACUACAGCCUCAAGUUCAGCGUCGUCAGUGACAAGAACCACAUGCACUUCGGGGCCAUCACGUGUGCGAUGGGCAUCCGCUACAAGUCCUACUGCUCCAACCUGGUGCGCACCCUCAUGGUGGACCCCACGCAGGAGAUGCAGGACAACUACAGCUUCCUGCUGCAGGUGGAGGAGAACCUGCUCAACGAACUCAAGCACGGAGUGAAGCUGUGUGAUGCCUACAACGCGGUGAUGGAGUUUGUCAAGAAAGAGAAGCCAGACCUCGUCAGCAAGCUGACCAAGAACCUUGGGUUUGCCAUGGGGAUCGAGUUUAGAGAAGGGUCCCUGGUCCUCAAUGCCAAGAACCAGUACAAGCUCAAGAAAGGUAUGGUGUUCAGCGUGAGUCUGGGCUUGGCUGAUCUGAUCAACAAGGAGGGCAAGAAGGAGGAGCAGAAGAAAUAUGCUCUCUUCGUCGGAGACACCGUACAGAUCAACGAGGAGGAUCCAGCCACAGUCCUCACGCCGGUGAAAAAGAAGAUAAAGAACAUUGGUAUUUUCCUCAAGGCUGAAGAUGAAGAAAGUGAGGAGGAAGAUGACGUGGAUCCAGAGGACAUCCUCAGCAAAGGAGUGCGACCCGCACUGACGGCCGACAGGACAAGGAACGAGUUGACGGCGGAGGAGAAAAGGCGGGCCCACCAGAAGGAGCUGGCGGACCAGCUGAACGAGGAGGCCAAACGCAGACUCACGGAAAAGCAGGGAGAGCAGCAGACGCAGAAGGCCCGUAAGUCGAACGUGUCGUACAAGAACGUUUCCCAGAUGCCGCGGGAGAAGGACAUCAGGGAAAUGAAGAUCUUCAUCGACAAGAAGUACGAGACGGUCGUCAUGCCCGUCUUUGGCAUCGCCACGCCCUUUCACAUCGCCACCAUCAAGAACAUCAGUAUGUCGGUGGAGGGUGACUACACGUACCUGAGAAUAAACUUCUACGUGCCGGGCAGCUCUCUGGGCCGCCAGGAGGGAAACAUCUUCCCCAACCCGGACGCCACCUUCGUCAAGGAGAUCACGUACCGGGCGUCCAACCUGAAGGCCCCCGGCGACCCCUCGGUGCCUUCCACCAACCUGCAGAACGCCUUCCGCAUCAUCAAGGAGGUGCAGAAGCGCUACAAGACGCGCGAGGCCGAGGAGAAGGAGAAAGAGGGCAUCGUGAAACAGGACUCGCUCGUCAUCAACCUCAACCGCAGCAACCCCAAGCUCAAGGACCUCUACAUCCGGCCCAACAUCGCCCAGAAGAGGAUGCAGGGCUCGCUCGAGGCACACACCAACGGCUUCCGCUUCACGUCGGUGCGUGGUGACAAGGUGGACAUCCUGUACAACAACAUCAAGCACGCCAUCUUCCAGCCCUGCGACGGGGAGAUGAUCAUCGUACUGCACUUCCACCUCAAGAACGCCAUCAUGUUCGGCAAGAAGCGGCACACGGACGUGCAGUUCUACACUGAGGUGGGCGAGAUCACCACGGACCUGGGCAAGCACCAGCACAUGCACGACCGCGACGACCUGUACGCCGAGCAGCUGGAGCGUGAGAUGCGGCACAAGCUCAAGUCGGCCUUCAAGAACUUCAUCGAGAAGGUGGAGGUGCUCGCCAAGGAGGAGCUGGACUUCGAGGUGCCCUUCCGGGACCUCGGAUUCCAGGGUGCCCCAUACAGAAGCACUUGUCUCCUGCAGCCCACAUCGAAUUCACUCUGCAACGUCACUGAGUGGCCUCCGUUCGUGGUGACUCUGGACGAGGUGGAGCUGGUCCACUUUGAGCGCGUGCAGUUCCACCUGAAGAACUUUGACGCGGUGAUCGUCUACAAGGAGUACGGCAAGAAGGUCACCAUGAUCAACGCCAUCCCCGUCAACUCACUGGACCCCAUCAAAGAGUGGCUCAACUCUUGUGACAUCAAAUACACAGAGGGGGUGCAGUCGCUCAACUGGACGAAGAUCAUGAAGACCAUUGUGGACGACCCGGAGGGCUUCUUUGAACAGGGUGGCUGGUCUUUCUUGGAGCCCGAGAGCGAGGGCGAAGGAGCAGCGGAUGACUCUGAGUCGGAGAUGGAGGACGAGACCUUCAACCCCUCCGGUGACGAUGAAGAAGAGGAGGAGGAGGACAGCGAUGAAGACUACUCGGACGAGUCGGAGGACUCUGACUACAGUGCGUCCCUGGGCAGUGAGGAGGAGAGCGGUAAAGACUGGGAUGAACUGGAAGAGGAGGCCAGGAAAGCUGACAAAGAGAGCCACUAUGAGGAUGAGGAGACGACCCACAGGAGUGGAGGAGGAGGAGGAGGAGGCGGCGGCAAGAGGAAGGGCCGUCCGCCACCACCUCCCCCCAGCAAGAAGCGACGGCGCUAGUCCUGUCUCACUGUCUCUCUCACACAUACACACACGGUCACGUACAUGCAUACAUCCAUUACACACACAAAAACACACUGCCAAAAUUUCAGCCCCCCUGCACACCCGCCCGCCCCACCCACCUGUACAAAAUUUGUACAGGCACGAGGACAUGCGUUGUACAUACAUUACAUUACCCGUGGGCAGCUCUCUUCUUCUCUUCUCUUCUUGUCUCUUCUCUUUUCUCUUUGCUUGGCGGAGUUGGUGCAUCGCACACAGGUGGAUGUUUUCGGUCUGUCUUGGAAUUCUCUGGUCACCUGUCUCCUCUCUUUCUCUCUCUUCUUUUGCUCUCUUUCUUCAUUCCUUCAGUUCAUCUCUCAGGUGUGUGUGUGGGAGAGUGUGUUUGUGUGUGUGUGCGCGCGUGUAGAAGGAAUGGUGUGUGUGAAUGAGUGUAUUGAACAGGGUUUUUAUCAAGAAAGUUGUCCCAGAUGGGUUUUUCUUUUUCCCUAAUCCAGCAACACAUUUUCUCAAAAAUGUCCCCAUCUCCCUUCCCUGCCAAGAAUUUUAUGAAGUUUGUUCCAGCAUCUUUCUCUCUUUACCACUCCAGUUUCAUUGCCUGCUAAGAGCGCUCAGCGGUCGAGAUAAAGUUCCGGGGGGGUGCACAGUUGUGGCGGCUGGGGAAAGAAUGGGGGAUAAGGGUUGGGUUGGGCGGGAAGGCGGGGAGGGUGUUUCAGAUUUGUGUUGAUCAGGUUUCUUUUUCUUGUUUCCGUUUUGUAAUGGGGGGGAGGGGUUUGACAAUUAUCUAUACAUACACACAUGCACUUACACACACACACACACACACACACACACAACAUACAUUGACCUUUCAUUAUGAACAUGCUUUUCCCCUCUUUGUGUCUGUCCACUCUUGAGUGUUAGACUCGUAUAUGUUUAAUUGAAAGGAGAAUCUUUUUUUUCGGUUUUGAUUUUUUUUUUUUUUUUUU
Messenger RNA from Engraulis encrasicolus (European anchovy), 4482 nucleotides. It is a transcript of the gene supt16h, whose product is annotated as SPT16 homolog, facilitates chromatin remodeling subunit. Gene Ontology annotation, biological process: transcription elongation by RNA polymerase II. Gene Ontology annotation, cellular component: FACT complex. Lineage: Eukaryota; Metazoa; Chordata; Actinopteri; Clupeiformes; Engraulidae. Gene Ontology annotation, molecular function: nucleosome binding. The coding region runs from base 398 to 3517 and encodes 1039 amino acids. The record is from RefSeq and is a predicted model, not a curated record. The transcript is spliced from 24 exons.